This is a messenger RNA of Saprolegnia diclina VS20, 1134 nucleotides long. RefSeq lists its product as hypothetical. NCBI's taxonomy places the organism in Eukaryota, Oomycota, Saprolegniomycetes, Saprolegniales, Saprolegniaceae. Gene Ontology annotation, molecular function: protein binding. The transcript has a single exon. The record is from RefSeq and is a predicted model, not a curated record. The coding region runs from base 1 to 1134 and encodes 377 amino acids.
AUGGCGCACUGCGCCUUGACGUCGCCGGACCUUUUGCGCGAGAUGAGCGCGUACCAGAGCGGCUGCUACGCGGACCUUUUGCCCUUCGUCCGCCUCUUGCAGAGCACGACGCCCCGCUACUUUCGGCUGAGCGACCACGGCGCCUUUCACGCGCUGCUCGAGCCGUGGAGUACGGCGUUCGGCAUCGACCGCUUCGUGCGCGCCAAGCCCGAGUGGGCCUCGUACGUUUUGAGCUACGCUGCAAUCUACGGCAAGGUCCAGCUACUGGCAGACUUGCACACCCGGGGCCACUUUGUCAACGACGAGAUUGUGUGGGCGCUCGCGGCCGAGCACGGGCACGUCGCCGUCUUUGCCUUCUUGGCCAGCCUCCACUGCGACCCGUACACGGCCACGGCCAUGACACACGCGGCCAAGUUCAAUCAGCUCGAGGUUGUGCGCUAUCUGGACACGCACUUUGGCCCGUGGCGCAAUCGGUGGCCGCUCACCACCGCGUGCAACCACGGCCACGUCGACGUCGCGCGCUACUUGUUUGCGCACAGCGACGGCGCCAGUGUGCCCAACCUCAUGCGCGGCGCCGCCAUGCACGGGCACCUCGCAGUGAUUGCGUUUCUGCACGAAACCGGCUACGCGCACUGUAGCACGCUCGAAAUGGACUUGGCGGCCAGCCACGGGCACCUCGACGUGGUCCGGUACUUGCACACACACCGCGGCGAGGGCUGCACGUUGCGCGCCAUGGACCUCGCGGCCAUGCACGGACACUUGGACGUCGUGACGUUCCUGCACAAGCAUCGGACCGAGGGCUGUACGACGGACGCCAUGGACAGUGCGGCGACCGAGGGUCACCUGCAGGUUGUCCGGUUCCUGCAUGAACAUCGGACCGAGGGCUGCACGACGGACGCCAUGGACGGAGCCGCGAUGCACGGGCAUUUGGACAUUGUCGAGUUCUUGCACGAACGCCGGCGCGAAGGCUGUUCGACGUCGGCCAUGGACGGCGCGGCCAUCUACGGCCACGUCGACGUGCUUGUGUUCUUGAGUGAGAAGCGCAACGAAGGCUGCUCGGACGCCGCCCGCGCAUACGCUGUCAAGCACCAACCGCCGCACAUCGUGCGCCUCCUCAUGCCGCGUUUGAGCUGA